AUGGCUGAUUCUCUGGAUAUUGGAGUCCCAUGGAUUAUGUGUCAGCAAGCUGGUGCUCCAAAGCCAAUGUUGGAGACUUGCAAUGGUUGGUAUUGUGAUCAAUACAAACCAAAAGACCCCGAUACCCCUAAAAUGUGGACUGAAAAUUGGACUGGAUGGUUUAAGAGUUGGGGUGGCGCAGACCCACUUAGAACAGCAGAAGAUCUCGCUUUUUCUGUUGCUCGAUUUUUUCAAAAGGGCGGUACAUUACAAAACUACUAUAUGUAUCAUGGCGGUACCAAUUUUGGUAGAACUUCGGGUGGCCCAUAUAUGACCACUUCAUAUGACUAUAACGCACCUCUUGAUGAAUAUGGGAAUCUGAAUCAACCGAAAUGGGGACAUUUGAAGCACCUUCAUGAUGUUUUACAUUCCAUUGAGUAUACUCUCACUCACGGAGAUGUUCACACUCAAAAACUUGAUAAUUCUGUCACGGCCACUGUUUAUCAAACGAAUGAUAAAUCGAGUUGCUUUUUGAGCAAUUCAAAUACUACAACAGAUGUUAAUGUCAAUUUUGGAGGAAUCGAUUACUUUGUUCCAGCAUGGUCUAUUAGUAUUCUUCCGGAUUGUAGGGAAGAAGCAUAUAAUACGGCAAAGGUUUAUGCUCAAACUUCAAUGAUGAUUAAGAAAUCAAACAAAGCUGAAGAUGAGCCGGAUUCUCUGAAAUGGACUUGGAGACCUGAAUUGAUUGAAUCGGCUUCGGUUCAAGGAAAGGGAGAUGUUUCCGUUAACAGGAUUGUUGAUCAAAAAGAUAUGGCAAAUGAUGCUAGUGACUACUUGUGGUAUAUGACAAGUGUCGAGCUUGCAAGAGAUGAUCUCACGUUAAAUGAAACCGUGACUCUUCGUGUAACUGAUACUGGCCAUGUUCUUCAUGGUUUUAUCCAUGGAAAAUACAUCGGUUCUCGAUGGGCAAAAUAUGGCAACAACGUGACGUACGUUUUCGAGAAAAAUAUCAAUCUAUCACCGGGAAGAAACUUGAUAUCGUUACUUAGUGCUACAGUUGGAUUCAAGAACUAUGAAGCAAAGUUUGACUUGGUUGGAGCUGGAAUUACAUCACCUGUAGAAUUGGUUUUGAAGAAGGGAGACGAGACAAUUAUCAAAGAUCUAUCUUCAAAUAAAUGGACCUAUAAAAUAGGUUUGGAUGGAAUUUCAAACAAAUUUUUUGACCCUUCAAAAUCAUCGUUGAAAUGGAUUUCAGAUCAAAUUCCAAUUAACAAGAACUUCACUUGGUACAAGACAACAUUCAAGGCUCCUUUGGGGAACAAACCAGUUGUGGUGGAUUUACUGGGUUUAGGAAAAGGCAUGGCCUGGGUGAAUGGUCAUAGUCUUGGUAGAUAUUGGCCGAGUUAUAUAGCUAAUAAGCAGCUUUGCAAGACAAAGGCUUGUGAUUAUCGUGGCAGAUAUAGUGAUAAAAAAUGUCUUUCCAAGUGUGGUGAACCUACCCAAAGAUGGUAUCAUGUCCCUCGAUCAUUUUUUGAAGAUGGUGAUAAUACAUUGGUUUUGUUUGAAGAAUUUGGUGGUAAUCCUUCAUAUGUACAAUUUCAAACCGUUGAAAUUGGAUCGAUUUGCAUUAAUGCUUACGAAGGAAAACGGGUGGAAUUGUCUUGUCAUAAUCGACCGAUUUCAAAGAUUGAAUUUGCAAGUUUUGGUCAUCCACAAGGUGUUUGUGGAUCAUUUGAGAAAGGUGAAUGUGAAUCGGAUGUGGAUGUAGUAUCGAUACUGGAAAAAGAAUGCGUAGGGAAAGAGUCAUGUUCAUUCGAGAUUUCUCAAGACAAAUUUGGAAAAGCUUAUUGUGAAGUUAGAAGAUUAACCGUGGAAGCCGUUUGUGAAGAUUUUAUAUUUUAA
Molecule: messenger RNA, 1881 nt
Organism: Hibiscus syriacus
Lineage: Eukaryota; Viridiplantae; Streptophyta; Magnoliopsida; Malvales; Malvaceae
Product: beta-galactosidase-like
Exons: 13
Coding region: 1-1881 (626 amino acids)
Biological process (GO): carbohydrate metabolic process
Cellular component (GO): vacuole; cell wall
Molecular function (GO): beta-galactosidase activity; carbohydrate binding
Source: RefSeq, a predicted model, not a curated record